Molecule: messenger RNA, 3088 nt
Organism: Salvelinus namaycush (lake trout)
Lineage: Eukaryota; Metazoa; Chordata; Actinopteri; Salmoniformes; Salmonidae
Product: methionine-R-sulfoxide reductase B3-like
Exons: 2
Coding region: 1011-1373 (120 amino acids)
Biological process (GO): response to oxidative stress; protein repair
Cellular component (GO): cytoplasm
Molecular function (GO): peptide-methionine (R)-S-oxide reductase activity
Source: RefSeq, a predicted model, not a curated record
AUUCUUAAUGUUUUGUACACUCAGUGUAGAUAACCUUCCUCCUGUUGGAUAUCUGCUCUGUAGCGAAGGCAACAGUGUAGAUCCAAUUCCAGUAAUAGGAUGUGUUGUUUUUGUGUUCCAGUAACAGGAUGUGGUGUUUCUGUGUUCCAGUAACAGGAUGUGUUGUUUCUGUGUUCCAGUAAUAGGAUGUGUUGUUUCUGUGUUCCAGUAAUAGGAUGUGUUGUUUCUGUGUUCCAGUAAUAGGAUGUGUUGUUUCUGUGUUCCAGUAAUAGGAUGUGUUGUUUCUGUGUUCCAGUAAUAGGAUGUGGUGUUUCUGUGUUCCAGUAAUAGGAUGUGGUGUUUCUGUGUUCCAGUAAUAGGAUGUGGUGUUUCUGUGUUCCAGUAAUAGGAUGUGUUGUUUCUGUGUUCCAGUAACAGGAUGUGUUGUUUCUGUGUUCCAGUAAUAGGAUGUGUUGUUUCUGUGUUCCAGUAACAGGAUGUGUUGUUUCUGUGUUCCAGUAACAGGAUGUGUUGUUUCUGUGUUCCAGUAAUAGGAUGUGUUGUUUCUGUGUUCCAGUAAUAGGAUGUGUUGUUUCUGUGUUCCAGUAAUAGGAUGUGUUGUUUCUGUGUUCCAGUAAUAGGAUGUGUUGUUUCUGUGUUCCAGUAAUAGGAUGUGUUGUUUCUGUGUUCCAGUAAUAGGAUGUGUUGUUUCUGUGUUCCAGUAAUAGGAUGUGUUGUUUCUGUGUUCCAGUAAUAGGAUGUGUUGUUUCUGUGUUCCAGUAAUAGGAUGUGUUGUUUCUGUGUUCCAGUAAUAGGAUGUGUUGUUUCUGUGUUCCAGUAAUAGGAUGUGUUGUUUCUGUUUUCCAGUAAUAGGAUGUGUUGUUUCUGUGUUCCAGUAAUAGGAUGUGGUGUUUCUGUGUUCCAGUAACAGGAUGUGGUGUUUCUGUGUUCCAGUAAUAGGAUGUGUUGUUUCUGUGUUCCAGUUUCAGUAUUAGGAUGUGUUGUUUCUGUGUUCCAGUUUCAGUAUUAGGAUGUGUUGUUUCUGUGUUCCAGGUUGGCCUUCCUUCUAUGACCUGGUAAAGGAGGAGUCAGUCACUGUAACAGACGAUUUCGCCUACGGGAUGCACAGAGUUGAGACCAGCUGUAGUCAGUGUGGUUCUCACCUCGGACACCUGUUUGAUGACGGGCCCAGACCCACAGGGAAACGAUACUGCAUCAACUCUGCCUCUCUGGGCUUCCAGUCUGCCUCAGCCUCUAGCCCACCCAGCAACGGAGCUGGGGCAGGAGCAGGAGCUGGGGCAGGAGCAGGAGCUGGGGCAGGGGCAGGAGCUGGGGCAGGGGCAGGAGCUGGGGCUGGGCCAGGUGGUGCGGUCGGGGGCAAGACUGAGCUCUGAGUAGGGUCUCCUUGGUCUUGGACUCACGGUCACUCACUCCUUAUCCAAACUGGUCGCCUCGUUCCUGGUCGAAAUGUUACAAACAGAACAGCUGGAGAAUAUAGGUUACACAGAUAUGAAAACAGUCAGCCAACUAGGUUACACAGAUAUGAAAACAGUCAGCCAACUAGUUUACACAGAUCCGAAAACAGUCAGCCAACUAGGUUACACAGAUCCAGAAAACAGUCAGCCAACUAGGUUACACAGAUCCAGAAAACAGUCAGUCAACUAGGUUACACAGAUCCGAAAACAGUCAGCCAACUAGGUUACACAGAUCCGAAAACAGUCAGACAACUAGGUUACACAGAUCCAGAAAACAGUCAGUCAACUAGGUUACGCAGAUCCAGAAAACAGUCAGCCAACUAGGUUACACAGAUCCAGAAAACAGUCAGCCAACUAGGUUACACAGAUCCAGAAAACAGUCAGACAACUAGGUUACGCAGAUCCAGAAAACAGUCAGCCAACUAGGUUACACAGAUCCGAAAACAGUCAGACAACUAGGUUACACAGAUCUGAAAACAGCCAGACAACUACAGUCAGCUCAAUAAGGGGCCAUCAGCGCCCCCCUUAGAAACCUGUGGAACAUGAUUCUGUGGCUUUGUAGGUUACACACACCCAAAUACAGUCGGUCAAAUAGAGUCAGACCAAAUGACCACAGUGGCCACGUACCAAGCUGGCCAACCACUGGCUGCCUGCCUUAAUAAAGUCCCAGGCCUCUACUGUACUAUACAACUGUCUGAGGAGGCAGUUAUUGGAUGCAAUAUCACGUUGCUCACAUUGCUUUUGACCGUUACACAUUUUGAUCAUUUUUAAAGUAUAUCAACUGUUAUAUGUUUUUCUUUCUAGUAUAUUAAAAGCUUUUUGCUUUUGGGGAAAAAGUGAAUGAAUUAUAUAUUAUUAUUAUGAUUGUGUGGACUUGACUUUGAAGAACAAUGUGUGUUGUUUAAAAAAGAAAAAGGUGAUAUUUGAUACCGAGGAGUUGAUAGUUUAAGGACAACGCUCCUAUGAGCUGUAGAAUAAACACCAAGAGGAUAAAUAAGCAUUCUGUCCAAUAAGAAAGACACACACACACACACACACCAAUAAGAAAGACACACACACACACACCAAUAAGAAAGACACACACACACACACACCAAUAAGAAAGACACACACACACACACUUACACACCUAGAGGAGAAAUAAGCAUUCUGUCAAAUAAGAAAGACACACACACACACACUUACACACCAAGAGGAGAAAUAAGCAUUCUGUCCAAUAAGAAAGACACACACACACACACUUACACACCAAGAGGAGAAAUGAGCAUUCUGUCCAAUAAGAAAGACACACACACACACACUUACACACCAAGAGGAGAAAUAAGCAUUCUGUCCAAUAAGAAAGACACACACACACACACUUACACACCAAGAGGAUAAAUAAGCAUUCUGUCCAAUAAGAAAGACACACACACACACACACACCAAUAAGACAGACCAGAUUGACUUGUGUUUAGUGUGAAUACAACACUAACCUGUCUUUUCAAAGGUUUCUUCUUCUCCUGCUGCCUCGCUACUUCCUGCUGUUGGUCAGUCUAUUCUUGCCUCUAGUUGAAUGUUUUUUUCUUGCGUUUCUUUGAUUCCCAGACUUGUAUUGACAGAAAGUUCUAUUAAAAUCAAACUUGACACAGCAA